AUGAAUCCGGAACGGUUCCAGCUCCUGGGUAACCAGGAAGCAACGGCACCUCCUGACACAAUGGCACAGCCUUACGCCUCGGCCCAGUUUGCUCCCCCCCAGAACGGCAUCCCAGCAGAGUACACCGCGCCCCACCCCCACCCCACCCCAGAUUAUGCAGGCCAGACCACAGUCCCAGAGCACACGUUAAACAUGUACCCGCCUGCUCAGACGCACUCCGAACCAAACGCAAGCGACGCCAACGCACAGACUGUCUCAGCCACAGCCACACAGACAGACGAUGCAGCACAGACCGACGGCCAACAACAGACACAAUCCUCGGAAAACACAGAAAACAAAUCUCAGCCGAAACGGCUGCACGUUUCAAAUAUACCCUUCAGGUUCCGGGAUCCAGAUCUCAGACAAAUGUUCGGGCAAUUUGGUAAAAUCUUAGAUGUUGAAAUUAUUUUUAAUGAGCGAGGCUCCAAGGGAUUUGGUUUCGUUACUUUCGAAAAUAGUGCUGAUGCCGAAAGGGCGAGGGAGAAAUUACACGGCACCGUGGUAGAGGGCCGUAAAAUCGAGGUAAACAAUGCAACGGCUCGCGUCAUGACAAACAAAAAGACCGUAAAUCCAUACACGAACGGUUGGAAAUUAAAUCCAGUUGUCGGUGCAGUCUACAGCCCAGAAUUCUAUGCAGGCAGGGUGCUGCUGUGCCAGGCAAACCAGGAGGGAUCUCCCGUGUACAGUGCCCCCAGUUCACUAGUAUACACAUCCACAAUGCCGGGUUUCCCUUAUCCUGCCGCGACCGCAGCCGCUGCAUACAGAGGUGCCCACCUAAGAGGCAGGGGACGUACUGUCUACAACACGUUUCGAGCGGCGGCUCCUCCUCCCCCGAUUCCAGCUUACGGCGGUGUUGUUUACCAGGAUGGAUUUUAUGGUGCAGACAUUUAUGGUGGUUAUGCUGCCUACCGGUAUGCCCAGCCCACCACCGCCACCGCAGCUGCCUACAGUGACAGUUACGGACGACUUUAUGCUGCAGACCCCUACCACCACACACUUACUCCCGCAACCACCUACGGCGUUGGUGCCGUGAAUGCUUUUGCACCCUUGACUGAUGCCAAGACUAGGAGCCAUGCUGAUGAUGUCGGUCUCGUUCUCUCUUCAUUACAGGCUAGUAUAUAUCGAGGGGGAUACAGCCGGUUUGCUCCAUACUAA
Gekko japonicus is the source of this 1194-nucleotide messenger RNA. RefSeq names its product RNA binding protein, fox-1 homolog (C. elegans) 1 (gene RBFOX1). Bases 1 to 1194 code for a protein of 397 amino acids. Gene Ontology annotation, cellular component: nucleus; cytoplasm. The transcript has 13 exons. NCBI's taxonomy places the organism in Eukaryota, Metazoa, Chordata, Lepidosauria, Squamata, Gekkonidae. The record is from RefSeq and is a predicted model, not a curated record. Gene Ontology annotation, biological process: regulation of alternative mRNA splicing, via spliceosome; nervous system development. Gene Ontology annotation, molecular function: mRNA binding.